AUGCCUCCUGCUGUUGCUGCCCCCGCUGCCACUGAAGCUGCUCCCGUUGUCGGAGGACAGGACGAAGGCGUUACUCUUGCCCGUGUGACGCAGGUUAUCGGCCGUACCGGAUCCCGCGGUAACGUGACUCAGGUUAAGGUCGAGUUCAUCAACCAAGGACGUACCCUUCUCAGAAACGUCAAGGGACCCGUGCGCGAAGGUGAUAUCUUGGUACUAAUGGAGAACGAACGCGAAGCCCGCAGGCUCAGAUAA
Messenger RNA from Gregarina niphandrodes, 252 nucleotides. Its product is annotated as 40S ribosomal protein S28. NCBI's taxonomy places the organism in Eukaryota, Apicomplexa, Conoidasida, Eugregarinorida, Gregarinidae. The transcript has 2 exons. Gene Ontology annotation, cellular component: cytosolic small ribosomal subunit; ribosome. The record is from RefSeq and is a predicted model, not a curated record. Gene Ontology annotation, biological process: ribosomal small subunit assembly; maturation of SSU-rRNA; translation. The coding region runs from base 1 to 252 and encodes 83 amino acids. Gene Ontology annotation, molecular function: structural constituent of ribosome.